AAAUCAAACAUGAUAAAGCGGUGGUCGGCACGUGAAGAUUUCCAGGAAUUUACAAAUUAAUUAUUCAUAGUCUGUAUUAGACUUAAUUACAUCCCGAAUCUCCCAAAUUACGGCACCGCGACUUCGUGAAUGGGAAAUCGGCAAUCGAAAAGAAAAUAUUGCUCACGCAAGUAUAACCUAGAAAAUUGCGCGAUACAAUGUUACAGAAAAUAAAGGAAGAAUUAAACGAACAGGAAUUUCGGAGAUCUGCUUGACGUGCAUACAAGGAAUCUUUCAAAAUCCCGUCGAUUUCUUAGAAACGCGAAAUGCUGUUUACGGUCGAGAGAUACGCGAUUCGCGCGAGCGCACGGUAUCUACGGCGAUGUUUCUCAACCAGUGUUGACGUUUCGGUAAACCAUUCACGAGAAGUCGCUCAGCAGUCCAACGGGAGUCCCACGUCGAUAACAUCCGAGGCCAAGAAGUCCCUAAGGAUCGCCUUUCUAGGCGCGCCGAAUGUCGGAAAAAGCACGCUCGUUAACCAACUUAUUAAGCGAUCGGUAUGCCCUGUAUCCUGCAAAGUGCACACCACGCAAGCCAAAGCGCACGCAAUUUAUUGCGAAGGUGAUACUCAGCUGGUAUUCAUGGACACACCCGGCAUGGUUUCCGAGAAGGAAUGUAAAAAGUUCAAGUUAGCCGGCAGCUUCAAAGCAGAUCCAAAGGCCUCGUUGCAAGCGGCGGAGGUUGUAGGAAUCGUGCAGGACGCUGAGAACAUAUACACCAGACACAAGAUCAAUUGGAACAUACUGGGACUCUUGACCGAAGAUGUAAGAAAAAGGAUUCCUGUAAUUCUGAUCAUCAACAAAGUAGACAGAUUGAAGAAGAAGGAUAUAUUACUCGAUUUCGUACACACUCUUACCAACAGCAAGGUGUCUCCAGAUUUCUCCGACGUAUUCAUGAUAUCUGCCUUGACCGGGGAUGGCGUUGACGACUUGAGGACUUAUCUAUUGGACUCCGCUCAGCCGCGAGCCUGGGAGUACGAGGGACACGUUUACAGCGAUAAUACAUGCGAAGAUAUAAUACGACAGACAGUGCGGGCAAAACUGAUGGACAUUUUGCCCAACGAGAUUCCUUAUGGUUUACAGGUGAAACUGGAACACUUCGAUCCAGGACCCGACGACAGUAUCAAGGCGCUGGUAUCCGUCACGUGUCCCACCAAGCGAAUUGCUCGCCUACUAACGCGCGGCAGUAACAACAGAAUAGGUCAGAUUGCCGUUUCAACAGAGGAAGCGUUGCGGCACGCUUUUCGAACGUCGGUGAGAUUGAAGCUCGCAGUGCAGUCUCCGACGUGAUUAGACUCAUAUUUGUUAUCUGUAAAAUAAAGUUAAAUAUUUGGAUUACAA
This is a messenger RNA of Vollenhovia emeryi, 1379 nucleotides long. RefSeq names its product GTPase Era, mitochondrial. The transcript has 3 exons. Gene Ontology annotation, cellular component: mitochondrial matrix. The coding region runs from base 306 to 1328 and encodes 340 amino acids. Lineage: Eukaryota; Metazoa; Arthropoda; Insecta; Hymenoptera; Formicidae. Gene Ontology annotation, biological process: ribosomal small subunit assembly. The record is from RefSeq and is a predicted model, not a curated record. Gene Ontology annotation, molecular function: ribosomal small subunit binding; GTP binding; rRNA binding.